Messenger RNA from Anthonomus grandis grandis, 1704 nucleotides. Its product is annotated as aminoacylase-1-like. NCBI's taxonomy places the organism in Eukaryota, Metazoa, Arthropoda, Insecta, Coleoptera, Curculionidae. The coding region runs from base 180 to 1409 and encodes 409 amino acids. Gene Ontology annotation, cellular component: cytoplasm. Gene Ontology annotation, biological process: amino acid metabolic process. The record is from RefSeq and is a predicted model, not a curated record. Gene Ontology annotation, molecular function: aminoacylase activity. The transcript is spliced from 8 exons.
GUUGUGGGAGGGUACACGUUAACCGUAUUUAAUGAGAAAAUAAGAGACAUCCUAUUCAGUCCUCUUUUAUAAACCCGAUAAAUAUAACGCUGAAAUUACGCUCAUCAGUUUCAUCAGUGUCCCAUCUAUUUUUAAUCUGUAAGUUAGUCGCGGGCGCUGACCCUAUAAAAUAUCCGAAAAUGCCAAUAUCAGCUGACCAGGGAGCAGCUUUGGACGCCCAGGCUGUUAAUAAUUUUAGGGAAUAUUUGCAGAUUCCCAGUGUCCAUCCUAAUGUGAACUAUGAACCUUGUGUAAAAUUCUUACAAUCACAAGCAGAGGGCCUAGGACUUCCGAUUAAAAUAGUCACUAUAGUCACAGGCAAGCCAAUAGUAAUAAUAACAUGGGUUGGCCAAGAUCCAAAACUGCCCAGCAUCCUUUUGAACAGUCAUAUGGAUGUAGUACCUGUUUUCGAGGAAAGCUGGACUUACAAACCAUUCAGUGCUCAUGUAGACGAAAAGGGCGACAUUUAUGCAAGAGGCACCCAAGAUAUGAAAUGUGUUGGCAUUCAAUACCUUGAAGCUAUUAGAAGACUAAAACUUGAAGGGGUUACUUUAAAAAGAACCUUACAUAUAUCUUUUGUCCCAGAUGAAGAAAUUGGUGGGGUAGACGGUAUGAAAAAAUUCGUACACACAGAGGAAUUUAAAAAAUUAAAUGUUGGUUUUGCUCUGGACGAGGGUAUGGCCAGUGAAGAUGACACCUUUGCCCUAUUUUACGGAGAAAGAAACAUUUGGCACUUAAUAAUUCAUUGCCCUGGUACUCCCGGACAUGGAUCUUUGCUGCUAAAAGAUACUGCUGGCGAAAAAGUCUCCUACAUCCUAAACAAAUUUUUCGAAUUUAGAAAGCAGCAAGUGAAAAAACUCGCCGACAACCCCAAUUUAACUCUCGGAGACGUCACUACUGUCAACUUAACACAAAUCCAAGGUGGUGUUCAAUCCAAUGUAGUCCCACCAGAAAUGGUGAUUACUAUAGAUUGUCGUAUUGCGGUGACUGUGGACAAUACGCAAUGGGAAAAGCAAGUGAAACAGUGGUGUAGCGAAGCAGGCAGCGAUGUAUGGAUUGAAUGGGAACAAAAGGAACCACCGGUGGCUGCCACUAAGUUAGAUAGUUCCAACCCAUUUUGGUUGGCUUUUAAGGAAGCUACUGAUAAACUUGGACUCAAACUAAAACCCCAAAUAUUCCCCGGCGGUACCGACAGUCGGUUCGUGCGUGACACGGGUAUUCCCGCAAUCGGAUUUUCUCCAAUAAUCAACACGCCGAUUUUGUUACACGACCACGACGAAUAUCUGAACAAGGACCUGUUUUUAAGGGGUAUUAAAAUAUACUGCAAGAUUAUCACGGCUGUGGCGAAUUUGGAGGAUAUUACUGGAUAGUUUAUAGGAUCUGUCGGACAUUUUGUACCAAUUUAUUAUGGAUUUUUAGGUUGUGGCACAAAAUGAUUAUUGUAGGUUUUGACUCGGCGGUGCAAAAUGUUUGUUACGUUUUAAUUUAAGGACCAGUAAUGUGAAGACAAAGUAAUAAGUGCCUGAGUAUGAUACAUUUAGAUUGAUACGUUUUAGGUAGGCAAUUAAUCAAAAUUUAUGUAUUUUUAUACAAUAUUUAUAGAGUACCUACAUGUUGUGACAUUAUUAAGGCUUAUCACAACAUAAAGCCUCGCAUUCAUAACAA